This is a messenger RNA of Zootermopsis nevadensis, 3853 nucleotides long. The record is from RefSeq and is a predicted model, not a curated record. Lineage: Eukaryota; Metazoa; Arthropoda; Insecta; Blattodea; Termopsidae.
AUCGUAAAACCAUACUUUAUACAGGACAGCUCAUCUAACUGGCAUUCAUACUUCGUGCUUCAGUUGACUAAUGCCGGGAGUUACCAUGGCCACAUUACUCCAGAUUCAAGACUUAGUGUGGAGUACGCAGCGAACAAGUCUGCAGGAAAGUAUCUGAGUUCAAAUUCGGGUAAAUUGGAAGUGAAGAAAAUUGAACGUGAAUAUGAUGACUUACUUCAUACCGAAAUUCAACGUCACUGCAAAGAUUUAUACACGUGUGUUCAGUUAAAAAUGUUGGCAAAUGUGAGUGAUAUUUUGAGGGCAGAUACGUACAAUUUAACAGAAAAUGUGAUGCUAGAGAGAGUGGUCGGUAGUGAUAAGGGGGAUGAUAUUUCGAGGAUGGAUAUAGAAAAACUAAAAUAUUCUGAUAAUGAGAGCUUCGGAUAUGUCACAGCACUGCUUAUGCAGAAAACAAUAGACAUAUUUAAGACUCAUUCCUUAAAAUGGAGUCUGCUGCCUGGAAUGGACGUGAGGAUAUUUCGGAAUUUGAAUUAUGGUGGAAGGAUGGAUGUCGCCCUGGAGAUACAAGACAGAGACCCUCGCACAUUCGGCGGACCGCGCAAGCGCCUGAUGCUGCUCCUGCCUCUCGUGUUCAAGAUGGGUGUCAUGACGACCUUGCUGGGCGGGUUGGUGGUACUGACGCUCAAGGGACUCACAAUCGGCGUCAUCCUGCUCAUACUGGCCGUGGGCAACCUGUUUAGCAAGUAUAAGCACCACGGCCAUCCAUACAGUGGACCCAUGGACAUACACGUGCACGUUCACAAUGAUCCACACGGACAGGCGUACUCGAGUUGGCACCAGGAACAUGUGGAUCAACCUACGUACCAUGUGGAACAUCCUGGCCACUAUCACAGAAGAUGGUCCAAACCGCAACCACCUCUCCCCCUACCGUACCCUGACCAACUCUGAAAUAACUCUUGACAGUGGCAAAACUCACUCACAAAUCUUCCCAUAUUCGUUGUUCGUGAUAAGGAAUGAGUCCUGACUGCCGUGAAGGUGUAGUUUUAACAUGGCAAGCGUAGUGGACCCAUAUUUAUUUUCUGUAAAUCAGGAAAAUAUAACCUAUAUCGGUAGAGCAAUUUUCUACGAUUGAUAUUAUAUUUCACGCUUACAGAAAGGUCUUCGAUUUUCCAGUCACUGAUCAAUAUUUACAGAUAUACGAAUAGGAUGUAAACAUGUAUAAAUAAAAAUUGUCGAAAAAUCUGCUGAAUGUUCAAAGGUAAAGACAGACCUGCACUGAAAAGACUAGCAGAAUUCCAAAAAUUACUUUUCACACUCUCAGGGAAGUCCAAAACAUAGAUCUAUUAUUAAAAUAGGGCAUAAUUAUACAAUAUCUUAUCUCAAAUAAGCCCCUUGAUCGGUAACUCUAGCCAGCAGGCGUGAUGCUUAAAGUAAGAGACAACUUCAUCUUCUAAUCUUCUGUCCUUACAUAACGUAUGAGUUAUUAAUAUAAUUUAUAAAAAAAAUUCCCAGCAGCUAUUUUAGUCAAUAAUCUGACAUACGUGGUUCACAUUCAUUACACUUUCUUCAGCGUCGCAUUCGCCCAAUUACAAUAUAUCCAGUCCUCUUCUAUGUUUAAAUUCCUUGUCAUAUUAAUGCCCGAUUUUCAGUAACAUGACAAUUACUUCUGUAGGUAAACGAAUUGAAGUAUGAUGUUUCUGUCUCUAUAUUAAAGCAGCUAAGUUCCCCAUAUUUAAAUGUUUAUUAAAUCUAUACCUACAUUAUAACAGUUACCGUCUCCAUUGUUCUGUGUUAUGACAUUCUUCAGAGUUAAACACUUGUAUUUUCAUUAAAAACUUCGUGCAGAACACACCACGUCACUCGAUAUACGGUUAUAUAUCACCGUUAUGGUUUCUAGUAGUUUUUCGCUCCGAUUAGUCACACCAUCUUUUAACUUCGCCCACAGACAUUAUCCCAUAAUUUCCUUCCAGAUCCAUCUUUCUCUUCCUGCAUCUGUUUUCUCCCUUUCAAUUUUAUGUUCAGUCAUUCUGUAACUCUAUGUAUACAACAAAGUUUACCUUCUCGGAACACCGCGUGCAUUUUCUCCUGACUAUUCCCUUCACACCAUUCAUGCCAGUUAAGUCCCUCGACAUAAGACGACGUUGUCUGGUUUAAAGCCCAUUCUCAGAGUGCAGGUAAUUUAGACCGCCUUCAAGAGUGAGUGUUAUUACAAAUAUCUAGUGGCUUGUAAGUCCAGAGCCGUAGGAGAAUUCCACUAUUUGGAAAAAUAUGAAGGAGAAAAAUUUGUUGUAAAUCAUGUGUUUCCAAUCUCAAGUGUUAAAAUUCUUCACCUACGACGAGCCGUUAUGGCCCUACAUUAUGUUCAUCACUAACAGUAAAAAGUUAAGACCAUGUUGCCACGUUCACAUGACACUUGGCUAAUCGUUGCUGUUUUCUUGGUUUCGUUCAUUUCGUGUUUGCUGUAUCAACUGUGCCCCCUUCACUACCAGUUCCCCUGCUCUGGAAAGACAUCCUGCCACUGUGGUAAGACAUUUCCCUUACGCUGUCAUGUCAACGUGGCAACAACGCAGUAAAUUUUUUACCACCUUCUUCAAGAAGAUUUUUCUGGGGCAACAAGCAGUGUCAGUGGUGGACAAGGAAUUUUGUCUGCGACUGUUUACAGCUAUGGCAUUCGUUACUGUGAAAUCGGAAUCCCUUUUUAAAUUGUAAGAAACGUGUAAGUUCUCUAAGCCUAAAAUGAAUUAGGUAAAUGUAUUCAAUAACUGAAUGUUUCUGCUACAGAACUUGAUGUAGUAAGUUUCACGUUAUGCUGUGUUGUUGAACGAUACGAUCGUAUGUGGUGGAACAUUCAUCAUUUCGUAAAUGUACGUAGAGGUAUCUAUGUCUUACAAACACACAAAAGCAGUUUAAAGUGAAGUGGAUAUAAUUACAUGCAUAAAUAUAGGCACUAUAGAAGUAGUUGAUAAAUAAUAAUUUAAAGAGACCAUAAACAGAGUUAAGUGUGUGUUACUGCCAUCAGUGUUAUCAGCAAUGGCAUCCUCAAGAGAAUUUCUUCAGAAGAGUAGUGAGCUCACAUGACAUCGUGAAUUAACCAGCUGGAGCAAAGUUACGGAGAGAGGGAAUUGUAAAUUAUUAAGCAAACACGCGGAAAAGAUGUUGUAAGUUAACUCCCCACUUGGAACAAGCCAGUAUUAUUGUUUUAACGACAGAAAACUAAUGCUACAUUUUUAGAUACUCAAUUCAAUUCUUUAUUAUACACAUUAUUAACAUAAUAAAAUAAUUAUAAUGUGAAUAAACUAAGAAUAGUUGACCAUGACACUGGCAAAUUCAAGCGAGUGUAUAGUUUGUGCUUCCUACUAUUCAAAAUGAGCCUUUCGUCAUUCUAUCACAGUUUCAACAUCAAUCUGAAAAAGAUCUAGCCCUGCAAACACUAAAUUUUCAAAACUACUCACAGACCAAUCGUUAAAAGACAAACAUUUUAAUUCGUUAUUUCGGUACAUUAUAAUGUAAGCAAGAAACUUCUGUAAGAAACGUGUGUUACGUAAAUGAAACCAAAUAUCUAUAUUAAUCACAUGAUGUAAUUUGGACACAAACGUUUGUGACAACUAUCAAGAUUUAAGUAUCUUCCAUGGGCAUUGUCCACUGUCUACAGUACAGAACGUUUCGGGAGCUGAGCCAGUAAUUAGGGCUAGCUUUGUAUAACGGGCCCGACUGAGCAGGUGGGCGGUACGCAACUUUCUCUCACGGAUUUAUCCGAAGAUGUAGACAAAUCCAGCCGCCGAAACGUUGCACUCCAAUUCCAGACAAUGGACAACACAAAGCAAAGCAUUAAUCCUGUAAUAAUAAAUUUUUU